Molecule: messenger RNA, 1251 nt
Organism: Penicillium chermesinum
Lineage: Eukaryota; Fungi; Ascomycota; Eurotiomycetes; Eurotiales; Aspergillaceae
Exons: 1
Coding region: 1-1251 (416 amino acids)
Source: RefSeq, a predicted model, not a curated record
AUGAGAAGAGUCGCAUUAAGGGCUUCAAAGCCUUCGCCGCAAGGCUCGGUCUGCCAGUUCUGCCAAGCCUCGACUGCGUCGCGACUUCUGUCCAGUGCCCGAUUAUCCACACACGUUAACCGCCCGACCACCGACCGUCUAGCCCUGCAAUCACCUCGAAGAAGCCCGCGCGUUCCAUAUUACCAAUCACUCAUUGCUUCGCGCUACUAUGCAUCCGAUUCCCUCAAUGUUGCAGCAGCCAUUCGGCAAAUCGAACAAAAGGCCUCUGUCAUACAUAAGUCGGACCGAACGCCAUCUAACGAAGACUUAGUUGGGGUCCUCGAAGAAUGCCAAAAGCUGGUCGAAUCCCUGGUUAUGCUAGACCGCGACCAAAGCCCCGAAUCUGCGAAAAGCGACGGAAACGAAGUAUCCUCCUUGUUGGGCAUGGCCGAAAAGAAAGACACCAAAGCUGCCAAGGGCGCGCAAACGGCCUUCCCGACGCUCGACCCGCAAGUCGCGGACUCAAUUUCGAAAAUCGCAACCGAGCUCUUGAAGGAUGAAAAGGUGUUUAUCUCCCCAGAAGCAUUGGAAGUUUACACCAAGACCCAAACGCUUUUGCGUCGAGCGGAGCACUUCCCCGAAAUUUUCCAUCUAUACGCGAAUAAACCCGUGCCUGAAGAAAACAGCUCCCCCAUCAAGUAUCACAAAGCCAAUCCCAAGAACGUCAACAGUGCAGUCCCGGCGGAGCUGGCCAACAUGGCCCUCGAUGUGGCGAUUGCUCAAAAGAACCUGCCGCUUGUGUUGGCGAUCAUCGACAACACCUUCUGCGCGCCUGCGUUCCACCGCGCCAAGAUCUUCCGCAAGGCCGGUAUCCCCUUGGCUGGUCUGGCUGGUGCGCCCCUUGCCUGCUAUGUGCUGGCCUCCUGGGCAGCUACUUUCCAGAAUACCAUGGAUCCUAGCACAGCCACUGGAAUUGCGUUCGCCGCAUCUCUAGCUUAUGUUGGUGGCACCGCUUCCCUGGGUAUUGUCGCUAUUACUACGGCGAAUGAUCAGAUGGAGCGGGUUGUCUGGCUUCCUGGUAUUCCUCUGCGCCAUCGCUGGCUACGAGAGGAGGAGCGUGCUGCGAUGGACAGGGUAGCUGUUGCUUGGGGAUUCAAGGAUCCAUACAUGCGUGGCGAGGAGACUGGCGAAGAAUGGGAAAGUCUUCGCGAGUUUAUCGGCAUGCGCGGUAUGAUUUUGGACAAGACCGAGUUGAUGCCGGGCAUGGAGUAA